Messenger RNA from Eupeodes corollae, 1478 nucleotides. It is a transcript of the gene TTLL1B, whose product is annotated as polyglutamylase complex subunit TTLL1. The record is from RefSeq and is a predicted model, not a curated record. Bases 52 to 1401 code for a protein of 449 amino acids. Gene Ontology annotation, molecular function: ATP binding; tubulin-glutamic acid ligase activity; metal ion binding. Gene Ontology annotation, biological process: microtubule cytoskeleton organization; protein polyglutamylation. The transcript has 7 exons. Gene Ontology annotation, cellular component: cilium. NCBI's taxonomy places the organism in Eukaryota, Metazoa, Arthropoda, Insecta, Diptera, Syrphidae.
GUAAAAUAAAUAUUUGAAAAACAAAUAAAUUUGUUUUUGGUUUUGGAAGUCAUGUCAAAUCCGACAAUUCUUGAAAAAGGGAAACAAACCGUACGACGGCGGCACCGGAAGGCUCAAUCAACUCGAAAGAGGAUUGUUGCCCAAUCGAACGCAAACGAACGGAUGAAGAUUUGUUUUUGCACAGACUUGGACAAAUCGGUCCUGGUGAAUAAUUUUGAAAAGCGUGGCUGGACUCAAGUUGGAGCUGACGAUGAUUGGAAUUUUUAUUGGGCUGGUGUGCAGAGUUGUAGGAAUAUAUUCAGUGUCGACAGUGGAUAUCGGAUGCAUGAUAAUCAAAUGAUUAACCAUUUUCCAAACCACUAUGAGUUGUCGAGGAAGGAUUUGUUGGUGAAGAAUAUCAAACGAUACCGCAAGGACUUGGAACGUGAUGGAAAUUUGCUUGCAGAAAAGGCUGAAUCAAAUCAAUAUGGAGCUGCGAGAUAUUUGUACUUGGAUUUUAUUCCAGUGACGUUCGUUCUUCCAGCUGACUACAACAUGUUUGUUGAAGAAUACCGAAAGAAUCCUCAAAGUACUUGGAUUAUGAAACCAUGUGGAAAGUCUCAAGGUGCUGGAAUAUUUCUCAUAAAUAAAUUAUCGAAACUCAAGAAGUGGUCUCGAGAAGCAAAAGGACCAUUUCAUCCUCAAAUUGGAAAAGAGAGUUAUGUUAUAUCAAGAUACAUUGACAACCCGUUGUUAAUUGGAGGGAAGAAAUUUGAUCUACGACUUUAUGUUUUGGUAACAUCUUUCCGUCCGUUGAAAGCUUAUUUGUUCAAGCAGGGAUUUUGUCGAUUCUGUACAGUAAAAUAUGAUACAAGUCUAACGGAGUUGGAUAAUAUGUAUGUUCAUUUGACAAAUGUUAGCGUACAGAAGCAUGGGGGUGAAUAUAACAAUAUGCAUGGUGGUAAAUGGUCAGUACAAAAUCUCGGACUCUAUUUGGAAGGAACACGGGGCAAAGAAGUUACCGAUCGUUUGUUUGGUGCCAUUUCAUGGCUCAUUGUUCAUUCGUUACGUGCAGUUGCUCCAGUUAUGGCAAAUGAUCGGCAUUGUUUCGAAUGCUAUGGCUAUGACAUCAUAAUCGAUAACAAUUUAAAACCAUGGCUUGUUGAAGUUAACGCAUCACCAUCUCUAACAUCAACAACUGUAACUGAUCGAAUUUUGAAAUACAAGUUGAUUGAUAAUAUGUUGUCAGUUGUAUUGCCACCUGAUGGUGUGCCAGAUGUCCGUUGGAAUAAAAUCCCCUCACCAGAUGCACUGGGCAAUUUUGAACUUUUAAUCGAUGAAGAAUUGGCAGCCCAAGAGGAAGCACAAAAUAAUAAUGCAGCAGGCAAUAAAGGAAAGUCACAAGGAAAUCGAUGGAAAUAGAAUUUCAAUGAAAAUUUGUGUAUAAAUAUUAAAUAUAAAUAAAAAUAAGAAUCGCAAAAGAAAAACAAAAGAGCUGA